UUGCCCAGUCGUUGCUUCUGGUUUCAGCUCAUUUCAGUAUUUGACACCUGUGACGUUGACAUGGUGGGAUUCAGACUGCGACUGGUCGGCUUGGUACUUUUAUGCGCGGGUGCACUGAAAGCCCAGGAUCCUCCUGCAGCAGAUACCACAGCAGCCAUUACUAGAACAACUGAUGCUGGAAAAGGACCUGUUGGAGCAGAAGCAACCACAGCCGCGGGAGAUGGGACAGGAGUAACUGGAGGGACAUCUGGUCCAUCAAGUACCGCAGCUGGGAAUGCCACCACACCCCACGAAGCUUCCCACGAAGAUCACCAUAUGGAGACUACCCCGGAUAAUGGGGGUGACCCUUACGUUAGUCCAGGAAAGCAUAGACCAGGACCACGUCAUGUGAAAGCGCAUGAUGGCUUUCACAAUAUCAAAAAUGAGAAACACUGGGCCACUUGGAAUGAUGCCUUUACAACCGCCGCUCUCGAGAAGAACACUCAUGCAGUGACUUCGAAUCCUUAAGUUAAAAUUACCAGUAGGUGCAAAUAUUUUAAAAAGGAUAGUUUAACAAAUCCAAGGAAAAAAAGUUUUUUAGGUUACUUAAACUUGGGUUCUACAGAACCGCGUUAUAAAGUAACACCCUAUACCCAAAGCCCCAAGCAUGACAAAUCUAAUUAGGUGGCAAAAAUGUUAGUAGAAUCGUGGUUGAGCUACAGGCUGUUGUGGUUGUAUCCAUGAUGCGGGUUGUUAUCUACUUCUGGGUAAAAGUCAUUAAUCUUCUAAUGAAUACAAAAUUCCCAAAGAUUUUUUUCGUAGAUAUAUUUUCUUAGCUUGCAGUUGAUAGUUAAAAAUGUUAUUGGAAAAUUACGUCACGCGAGGGCUCACGAUGGAUUUCAUAAUAUUGAGAAGGAAACUAGGUGGAGGAACUGGCCAAAACGUGUGAAGGCGCAUCAUCUGAAUCAUAUUGGCUGAUUGGUUGCAAGGUCGGAACUACACGCGAUCUCUGUCUGCCGUUAUAAUAUAUAAUCUUAACAUUUUUCACUGAACACAAUGGUUAAUAGAAACCUUGUUCACCUACAUAUAUCUCUUGAUCACUGAUUAAUUGUUCAUUUUAUACUUUCCGAUUAAGAGUAAUUGCUUAAACGAAUUACAUUAACUUGACUUCC
This is a messenger RNA of Drosophila ananassae, 1151 nucleotides long. RefSeq lists its product as uncharacterized. Lineage: Eukaryota; Metazoa; Arthropoda; Insecta; Diptera; Drosophilidae. Bases 61 to 507 code for a protein of 148 amino acids. The record is from RefSeq and is a predicted model, not a curated record. The transcript is spliced from 2 exons.